Gaeumannomyces tritici R3-111a-1 is the source of this 2803-nucleotide messenger RNA. Its product is annotated as vacuolar segregation protein pep7. NCBI's taxonomy places the organism in Eukaryota, Fungi, Ascomycota, Sordariomycetes, Magnaporthales, Magnaporthaceae. The transcript has 3 exons. Gene Ontology annotation, biological process: DNA repair. The record is from RefSeq and is a predicted model, not a curated record. The coding region runs from base 382 to 2637 and encodes 751 amino acids. Gene Ontology annotation, molecular function: metal ion binding; DNA binding.
CGACUGUAUGAGCACAAGCCACGAUCUAAGCUUCCUCCAGGCGCCAAGGUAACAGACAAACCUCCUUCCCGACCCGACCGGAGAAAGUGCGAACCAAAGAGCAAACCUGCCAACGAUCCACCCGCGCGGGUCCCGCCCUCACGCGACCGAGCCCAUCAAUCGAUCUCCCUGCAGACCUGCCUAGAACAGCACCCUCCGCCCCGACCAUUCCGCCCGAACAGCCCGACCGAUCCGUCCUGCUGGCCUCCAGUUGACCCCGCCCCGUCGCCAAGUGCUGCCGUCGACCUUGCCUCGGGGGCCGCCUGCCAGCCCGCGUAGACACGGCUCGCCCGGCUGUUUGCGCCCCAGCCGCCAGCAUCGCCUGCCUCGUCGUAGCGGUCGAUGUCUGGCAGGAAGCUGGGAGGCGGCAGGAUCUUGGGGAGCGGCAAGGGCCUUGCCCCCCCUCCCCAGCCGCCGCCGGCCCAUCCUUCCCAGCACCAGCACCAGCACCAGCAGCGCUUUCCCUCCCACGGCCAUGCUCUCCCCCGCGCCGUGAGCCCGUUCGCGCCGUCAGACGUUAGCACCGUCUCGUCCGGCUCGCAGAAUGCCAACCUCAUAACCCCUCCGACCUCGUCAAGUCCGCUAGCCGAUUUCUCCCAGGACCUCGCGGCGAACAUCAGCAUCGGUGCCCCUUCACCUUCCAAUGCUGCUCCUGGAGAGCUGGUUUGCCCGAUAUGCCAAGAGGAGAUGAUGACGCUAUUGCAACUAAACAGGCACAUUGACGAUAUGCACCAAGAGCUACCAGAAGUACAGCAGGACGAAGUCAAAACCUGGUUCGACAAACAAGUCCUCAAGGCGAAGCGCUUUCAGCCCCUCUCGCUCAUCAACCAAAAGCUCCGCGGGCUAGAGGUGUUUGAAUCCAACGAAGAGUCCACAUUAGCGCAGUCGUCAGGGCUGGGCAACUCGCUGGCGUCGUCGGUUGGCAACGCGCCUGGGUUGCCGAGAGUUCUGGAGCCUACUGUUGUCGACCCAGAGGACCUCAUCACCAAGAAGCAUUGGCAAAGGUCGACUGGGGGCGACUCGUGUACCGAUCCAACGUGUGACCGCCGCAUGGGCCCGCUCAGCGGAAGCGUCAACUGCCGGAAAUGCGGUCGCAUCUUCUGCGAGGAGCACACUAUGUACCAGAUGCGCUUGGCGCCACGGACCGCCGCCCAUGACCCUGUCAGGGGGUAUUGGUAUCGUGUUUGUGAGACGUGUUAUAAGUCGAGAGAUGGCUACAAUGAUCACAUGGGGGUAUUGACGGAUCACACAGCGUCUUUUGUGGCGUUGAGGAGGGUUCGAGUGGAGAGACAGAACCUUGAGAUAGCGCGGCUGGAAAAACGCUUGACCAAGUUGACCCAGCUGCUUGCCAGCCCUCCCGAAGAGAUAGCCGCGGUGGUUAAUGGUUCCGUGGGCGGCGGCGGCAUAGCUGGCGGCGGCGGGCUGCUGUCGGCGGGCUUGGCAGGGCAGAAGGCUCAACGCAAGGCUAUCGAGCAGUCUGUCGUGACAUGGGAAGAGGAUGCGGCGGUUCCGCGAUGCCCCUUUUGUCAGCAAGAGUUUGGGUCUUGGACUUUCAGGAGGCACCACUGUCGCAUAUGUGGCAGAGUCGUCUGCGCGGACCCCCAAACUGGCUGCUCGGCCGAGGUUGGGCUGAAUGUCGCCACAGCUCAGCAGCAAAGAGCCUCGGCCUCAUAUACCUCAUCUCUAGGCGCCGCCAGGAACCCGGGAUCUGAGAAGAUGCCUGGCGGCGGUGGCCAGGUCAGCAUCGACGUGCGCAUGUGUCGGGACUGCUCCCACACCAUCUUCUCAAAGCGCGACGUGGCCGAGUCGAUCGCUGCCAGACCUCCAGACCAGCGCUCAUAUGAGAAUCUGCGCCAGUUUGAGCGAGGAAUCCGCUCCCUGAUGCCGUCAUUCCAACGCUCGCUGAUGGCCCUGCAACCACCCAAACAUGGAGACCUCGAGGGUGACAAGCCAGCCCCGACCCACGCUCAGAUCCAAGAGGCAGCCAAGAUCCGGAAGCGGCUCAUGGAUGCAUUCGCUAAAUACAACCUCGCGGCCAGGAGACUACGGGAUCUUCCCACUACAAAUCCGGCGCAAAAGAGACUACAGACUGCAGUGUAUGCGGCAGCGUCUACGUUUCUCCAUACCCACAUGCUGCCGCUCAAAAGUGUUCCCCAGAUGCUUCGGAGUCAGUCUUCAGCCUCAUCUUCGUCGAGCGCCUCUGGGCCUGGCCAUCGCAGGUUAUUGUCAGGGCUGAACAGCGGCUCUGGCCCCAACGGUCACCUAUCCCCUCUCCGAAAUGGCGAAUCGGCAAUGACGGGCGACUCGAUCGGUGACGCGUCAAGUGUUGCCGGGAGCGAGGUCAGCACGGCGGCAUCGCUGCUGGAGAAUGAGGAGAAGGAGCUGCGCGAGCGGCUUGUGGUGCUGGAAGAGCAGCGGUUCCUGGUCCAAGAGAUGAUCAACGGCGCGCGCGGCUCUCGGCGGUUUGAGGAGGCCGGGGCGCUCUCGACCAACCUCGACGAGCUGGACCGUGAAAUCGCGACGCUCAGAAAGCAAGUUAUCGGGGUGGAAGAGAAGUGGGAGGGCCUGUACGCUUCCGGAGUCGGCUCGCCCAGGUGACCAGACGGUCUACCUGGUCAUGUAUAAGGCGUGUCAUAUCAGUGUUACUAUGCAGGACCAUAAACCAAUGCACCUGCCCGCAAGGUCAUGUUGCCGAACACAGCGGCUCGAGGACAUGACUAAGAUUUGUUUAAAUAUUCCUAACUACACCAUUGAAUCUUCUCUG